AGAGGCAGAGAAAGAGCCAGUUCAGCCAUUACUGCCCCAGCUCACCACCCCAGGCCCCAGCCCUCCUCUGUUUAAAUACCCCCCCUCUCCUCCUCCUCCUCCCCCGAGCAGCAACCGACCGCCGGGGAACGAGACGGACGCCCUCGACUCGCCUAGCCGACAACUCCGCUUGUUCUCUCGUGAUGGGCUCUGAUGAUGGAGGGGCUGAGGAGUUGCCACCACCACCUCCUCUGCCUCCAAAUGUGGUGCCCAUCAAAGCUGAUGAUGUCGUCAAGGAAUCGCCACCGGACCAGCCAAUGAAGCCCAAGAGGUCCCUGGUGGCCAGGCCUGGUUUAGGAAGGAUCGGGCAGCCCAUCCAGCUCCUCUCUAAUCACUUUAAAGUCUCCGUGAAGAGUUCACAGGACUUCUUCCAUCACUACGAUGUUAGUUUGAAGUAUGAGGAUGAUACACCAGUUGAUAGGCUGAAAGGGAUAGGCAGAAAGGUGAUUGAUAAACUACAGCAUACAUACCUCUCCGAACUUGCAAACAAGGACUUCGCUUAUGAUGGUGAAAAGAGCCUUUUUACUAUCGGCGCUCUUCCUCAAGUCACCAAUGAAUUCAUCGUGAUCUUGGAGGAUCUUGGAACUGGAAAGACUGCUGCCAAUGGGAGCCCUGGAGGUAAUGGCAGUCCUGGAGGGAGUGACAAGAAGAGAGUCAGGAGGCCGUACCAGACAAAGACUUUCAAAGUGGAGCUGCGCUUUGCAGCAAAAAUACCCAUGGGUGCAAUUGCUGAUGCCAUCAGAGGUCAAGAAUCAGAGAACUCCCUGGAGGCUAUCCGAGUUCUUGAUAUCAUACUGAGGCAGCAUGCUGCAAAACAGGGCUGCCUUUUAGUCCGCCAGUCAUUUUUCCACAACAAUCCUCGUAAUUUUGUUGACCUGGGCGGUGGUGUGUUGGGGUGCCGAGGAUUUCACUCAAGUUUCCGUGGUACACAGAGUGGACUCUCCCUGAACAUUGAUGUUUCCACUACAAUGAUUGUUCAACCUGGUCCUGUUAUUGAUUUCCUUAAAGCUAACCAGAAAGUUGAUCAGCCUGCCAGAAUUGACUGGUCAAAAGCCAAGCGUGCUCUUAAGAACUUGAGGAUAAAAACAAUUCCCGCAAAUACAGAAUUCAAAAUUGUUGGUUUGAGUGACAGAAAUUGCAAUGAACAGACGUUUGAAUGGAGGCAGAGGAAUGGUAGUGGAGGUAUCGAUACUGUUGAAAUAACAGUCUAUGAGUACUUCGUUAAGAUUAGAGGCAUAGAACUGCAGUAUGGUAGUCUUCCCUGUAUCAAUGUAGGGAGGCCAAAGCGUCCAACGUAUUUUCCUGCGGAGCUUUGCAUGCUUCUUCCACUGGAAAGAUACACCAAAGCUCUGUCUACUCUGCAAAGGUCCUCGCUUGUUGAGAAAUCCAGACAGAAGCCUCAGGAAAGAAUGUCAACCCUUGAUGAGGCACUUAAACGUAGCAACUAUGAAUCUGACCCCAUGCUGAGGGCAUGUGGCAUUUCAAUUGCGCGGAAUUUUACUCAAAUUGAAGGGAGGGUCCUGCAAGCGCCCAGGCUGAGAGUUGGCAACAAUGAAGAUAUCUUAACACAUAAGGGACGUUGGAGUUUGAAACACAAGAAGCUGUAUCAGACCUGCUCUGUCGAGAGGUGGGCGGUUGUUAAUUUCUCUGCGCGAUGUGAUGUUCGGGGUCUUGUCCGAGACCUCAAAAGGAAUGGAAUUGCGAAGGGACUUAAAAUACAGGACCCUUUUGAUCAUGUAUUUGAAGAGAGCCCGUCGAUGAGACGAGCGCCUGCGGCACAAAGAGUGGAUGCUAUGCUUGCUCAGUUAGAAAAGAAACUACCUGAUAAACCCAAUUUCCUUCUGUGCCUUCUCCCUGAUAGGAAAAACUGCGAAGUUUAUGGCCCUUGGAAGAAGAAGUGUCUUGCUGAUCUUGGUAUUGUUACACAAUGUCUAGCUCCUCCAGCAAGAGUAAAUGAUCAGUACAUAGAUAAUGUGCUGUUGAAGAUAAAUGCUAAGCUUGGUGGGCUGAACUCAUUGCUGAGAAUUGAAGUAGAACGCACAAUACCUCUUGUGUCAAAGGUGCCUACUAUCAUCUUGGGCAUCGACGUGUCACAUGGUCCACCUGGGCAAUCUGAUAGACCUUCCAUUGCCGCGGUGGUUAGCUCUCGAGAGUGGCCUUACAUCUCUAAAUAUAGAGCAACAGUGAACACUCAGUCACCCAAACUAGAGAUGGUGUCCUCCUUGUUUAAACCACAGGGGCCUGAAGAUGAUGAUGGCCUCAUUCGGGUAUCACUUAUUGACUUCUACAACACUAGUGGGAAGCGCAAACCAGAUCACGUUAUUAUUUUCAGGGAUGGAGUUAGUGAAAGCCAAUUUACUCAGGUCAUAAACAUCGAGCUUGAAAAGAUCAUUGAGGCAUGCAAGUUCCUCGAUGAGAAGUGGUCGCCUAAGUUCACAGUCAUUGUUGCUCAGAAGAACCAUCAUACCAAAUUUUUCCAGACUGGAUCCCCGGAUAAUGUUCCUCCCGGCACUGUGGUGGACAAACAAGUGUGUCAUCCCAAGAAUUUCGACUUCUACAUGUGUGCACAUGCUGGCAUGAUCGGAACAUCAAGGCCAACACAUUAUCAUGUUCUGCACGAUGAGAUCGGCUUCACAGCUGACGAACUUGAGGAAUUUGUGCAUUCACUCUCCUAUGUGUACCAGAGGAGCACAACGGCGGUAUCAGUCGUUGCUCCAAUUUGCUAUGCGCAUCUGGCGGCUGCCCAGGUCGGCACAUUCCUGAAGUUUGAAGACAUGUCGGACGCUUCGUCAAGCCAGGGAAGAGGCCAUACAUCUGCGGGCAGCGCUGCGGUGCAGCCGCUGCCUGGGCUCCAUGAGAGAGUGAGGAACACCAUGUUCUUCUGCUGAUUCGCCGUUGGAUAUUUGCUGAACUGUGCUGGGUCUGUCUUGUUUUGGUUGCACCUUGAAACUAGUCAGUGGUUGUUGGAACGGUACCUUUUGUGUCUGAAGUGUUGAACCCUUGAAUCGUUUAAUUUAUCAGACUUGUUGGUUUUA
Molecule: messenger RNA, 3074 nt
Organism: Brachypodium distachyon (stiff brome)
Lineage: Eukaryota; Viridiplantae; Streptophyta; Magnoliopsida; Poales; Poaceae
Product: protein argonaute 4B
Exons: 23
Coding region: 183-2927 (914 amino acids)
Biological process (GO): regulatory ncRNA-mediated post-transcriptional gene silencing
Cellular component (GO): cytoplasm
Molecular function (GO): RNA binding; protein binding
Source: RefSeq, a predicted model, not a curated record